This is a messenger RNA of Notolabrus celidotus (New Zealand spotty), 5062 nucleotides long. RefSeq names its product TOG array regulator of axonemal microtubules protein 1. Gene Ontology annotation, cellular component: cytoplasmic microtubule; cilium. The record is from RefSeq and is a predicted model, not a curated record. Gene Ontology annotation, molecular function: microtubule binding. Bases 401 to 4927 code for a protein of 1508 amino acids. Gene Ontology annotation, biological process: microtubule cytoskeleton organization. Lineage: Eukaryota; Metazoa; Chordata; Actinopteri; Labriformes; Labridae. The transcript has 22 exons.
ACCAUGGAAGCGCUCAGUUUGCGACAUGUAUUCGCCAUUUUGCUGCCUCCUCGGUGUGUGCGUGUGUGGGCUCCUCUCUCUCUGAAUACCUCUGAAGAUUACAAUUAUUUAACACCACAGGCACUCGCUAAAACAACCGUGGAACAUGUCUGCACUUAGGGAACUGUAGCUGCCGCAGAAUGACAUGGACAUUUGGACGACGUAGCUUUUAGAUAGACUCUUCAAGCAACCGAAGAGGAUCGGGGGCGAUGCGAGCUUGACAAACAGAUGAGUGGUUUUCCAUCACCAACCACUCAGGAUGAACGCAAGAAGUAAAGAGGAGGAAUAUCAUUAUCCUCACAGGAUUGCGGUUGCUUAUUUGGAUUCUCAAAUUUGACCACAUCACACAAGAUCCUUGAGAAUGAUACCUGGACUGAUUACCCAGGAGUUACAUCAGCAGCUCCUGGACCUGAAGAAUUAUCAGAACCGCACAAAUGGAGUGGAAGAGCUCAAACAUGUACUGUCAGAGGUGGAUAUGAAAUCAGUCCCUCCUGGCAGCAUUGAGGAGUUAAUCAAUUUUCUCCCACGGCUUCUAGAUGACAGUAAUUUCAAAGUAUUUUACUGCACCUUACAAGUCUUAAACCUAGUGAUUCAGAAGCUAGACAGAGGUGUUGACAAAUAUUUUAAACAGAUAGUCUUAGUGGCUCUUAAAGCCCUAGGGGACACUCGCACUGUCACCAGAAGUGAAUAUAUGAAUGUGUUUCGGCAGCUGAUGAAAACUUUACCACCGCAACAAAUACUGGAUCUCGUCAUUGGCAAUUUGAAACACAAGAAUUCAAGAGUCCGGGAAGAUGUACUCAACAUCAUCAUGGCAGCCUUGCUCACUCAUCCAAGGAAAGAUUUCAAUGUCCCCAAGCUUUGCUUUGAGGUUGCACCUUACCUGGCGGACAGCAAAAGGAAGGUUCGCCAUGCUGCCCUUGAGCUGUUCGCUGUUUUUGACUAUUGCCUUGAAACAGGGAAAAGGCAGCCUCUUAUGAAAGCUGUGGACAUGGUUGAACUGAAUGAGGAUGCAGAGGGUCUAAUGGCAGCUGUACAGGCAAGACGAGCCAGACGCGUCCUUCCAAAACUCUCCUCAGAUGGGACAGUGGAGUACGGCUUGGUGAUGCCCAAACCAGGACAGCGGUCCUCCUUUCAGAAUGGUUCUACCGCUGACCUGGACUGGGUGAUGAAUGGAGGGCGGGCAAGCAGUGCCAGGAGCCACCGGUCUGAACCAGACAGCGAGCGGUUUUAUAGCUAUGGCAGCUUAGGUUCCCUCACUGAUGACCUUCCACUUCAAAGGAGGAUCGUAAGUGCAGGUAAAGGGAAGAACAAACUACCCUGGGAGAUGUCCAGUUCCUCAUCCACUGAUACUGACCAGCAGUGCAGUACCCCAAAUGGAAAGAUCUUCGAACAGGUAGCCAGUGAGGAUUUCCCUCCCCUGUCCAGGAAGCAGAGUCCAGAGACCUACGUACCUAGCUUCAGUUCUGCGGAGCCUCAGAAGCCACAAUCCACCCGAAGGAGAGCGUCCCCUGCUCGCCUUAGAAGAAGUGGGAGCCUCAACUUGGACCCUGACAUAUUUAAAACAAACUUCUCUGAUUCAGAUGUUGCCCCCAAAGGACGCACACUCUCAAGGAACCCAAGUGUUGAGCGCACAUUUUCCCUCCCCUCCAACCCCACCACAUCCGGCUCCUUCCUACUGCCCUCCUACCCACUGGCUGCACUCCCAGGAGGCAUGCUUACUCCAACACUGUCCCGCCGUCGCACUGACUCGUCCCUCUCUAUGUCCAACACCUGGCCCAACAAGAGAGAGAGCAGCCCUCACCAGCGGGACACCAGCCCCUGGAGAGACACAGCAAGUGCAGCUAAAGGUGAUCCUGCCUCUAGCAGAUGCUCCCCCUGGCCUCUCCGUGCCUCUCUUGUAAGUUCUUCAUCGACUUCAUCGUUUCGCCGGGCUCUGACCAGCCCAAGAGCUACCCUCUCUAUCUCACCAGUCGUCCCUACAUCAGAGCAGAUAUCCAUUGCUCCAGGCAGCCCUCAGAAGGAGCUAGACUACAAUCUGGACCCUGACAACAGUACAGCUCUGGAUGUUCAAGAGGAUGAUCCUCUGGACAUGCAAGAGAUGCUGAACUCGCUGCGCUCACUCCGCAACAGCGCUGCCAAAAAGAGGGCCAAAGUGAGCCUCGGCAGUUCAGAUCAAGACCCUGACAGCCCUGACUCUGCUGUGAGGCUGGACUCACCUUCACACACCUCGCCGAUGCUUUCUGAGAAAGACAGUGAAGAGAGUGGUCUGUCCAGUCUGAGCUCUGUUGCCAAUGGCAUCAAAAGCAGCCCCAGAAACUCCACCUCUUCAGGAAUGAAACCUCGCAUUGCAAGAGUGCCUUCUGCAAAACUGAGGUCUUCAGUGUCCACUGACUUCAGCUGCCUUCAAGGACUGCCACAAAGAAAUGAACUGCCGUCCGAGGUGGGUGUUGUUGGGCAGAGAGUCACUUACUCUAACGGAGCGAUCAAAACUGAAGAAGAGAUAACAGGACUGUCCUCACAGUCGGUCAAAGCAGGCGUCCGUGAAUCAGUCAGAGCGUCAAAGCAUACCAAAGGUUCUCAGAGCCACAGCAGCAGGAACUCACCUUCCACAGAUAUGCCUGAAGGAGUCAUCGGAAGAGGCAUGUUUGGCACAGUAUCCUCCACCCGUCCAGGAGCCGCCUUGACACUUGAGCAGGGGAAUUCUAUGACCACAUCCCCCACUGAUCCCUCAGCAGGCAUCUACAGCCAUGUUCACUUAGACAGCGAUGACAGCCCACGUCUGGAUGAAGUGAAGGUUAGCCACACUCAAGUUGUAAAUCAUAGAAAGUCAGCAUACAAAGUUUCUGGUUUCUUAAGUCCCACCCGGUGCUUUUUCUGCCAGCAGAGGGUGAAAAAUACAAGGUUUAGCCGGGACAGGAUGCGGCUUCAGGGUCUGGAUCAGCAAGAGCUCAUUCAGGAGGACCAGAGACGGGAAAAGAAUCGCCAUCGAGUCAGACAGCUGCUUUCUGACUCACCCACAGAGAACAGGGCAUUGAUCUUCAAAGAUCUGCAUCUGAACGGCAGCACGCUACCCACCACCAAAGCAGACCUUCUCUCCGAUGAGUCCCCUAUCAGCCCCACCAGUCCAAUCAGCCCACCAGGACCCCAGAGUCCCCUUAAGUGCUUCACUCCGCCCCAUCAGCCAAGCCCCCCCACAGUGCCCCCGAAUCCCAAAAGCUUGUCACGUGUUAGGAGGGCCCCCAGCCUCAGCAGGACAAGACCAUCACUGUCCCACAGCUCAGAUGAGCUAUCCCCUGGUGCUGUGGGCCAAAAGAAAAAUCUCUCAGAGCCUCAGGAGCUGUGUCCGUUUUCCAAGCCGGACCUGGCACUGGCACAGAGCUUCAGCCUGCUGAGCUCUGAAGACUGGGAGAGGAAAAUCGAGGGUCUGACGUUCCUGCGCAGUCUGGCUCACUACCACUCAGACACACUCCAUGGCAGGCUUCAUGAAAUCUGCUUGUGUCUCAUUCAAGAGGUGAAGAACUUGCGAUCAGGUGUGUCCAGGGUCGCAGUGUGUACGCUGGGUGACCUGUACACUCACCUGCAGAAGGCAAUGGACCAGGAGCUGGAGGGGACGGUUAAAGCUCUGCUGCAGAAAGCCGGGGAGACGAACGCCUUCAUCAGGCAGGACGUGGACGCAGCUUUGGACUGCAUGGUUCAGCACUGCACACCCACUCGUGGUAUCAAUGCGUUACUCUCUGGUGGACUUAGUCACCUUAACGCAGUGGUGAGAAAAUGCACAGCCCAGCAUCUGGCUAACCUGGUGGAUAAGGUUGGUGCUGUCCGUCUUCUGUCAGGAGGUAAAGAUCUGACAGACAGAAUCUUACCUGCUGUCACCAAACUUGCACAAGACUCCUCGCAGGAAUCCAGGUACUUUGGGCGUCGAAUGCUGCUCUCUCUGUCAUCCCAUCCUGACUUUGACAAGAUCCUGGAGAAAUACAUUCCCACCAAAGACCUGCCAACUGUCAGAGACACUGUCUUCACUCUAAAAACAAAGGGUCUGGGUGAGAUACCCCAAGACACACAAUCAGCCAGGGGAAGACGCUCUCUUCCAGGCAGUGGUACAGUCAGAGCCUCAUCUCUAACUAGAGAGCCACUUAAUAACAGGGAGUCAAACAGCCAUUACAGCUGCAGAUCACAGACUCAGAGUAUUGCAGACAAGAAUGAAUACAUCAAGCAGAUCUCAGGUCUGCUAGGUUCAAAGGACUUCAGAGAGAGGAUCAAGGGAAUCGAUCAGCUAGCGUCUGACUGCCAGAACAACCCCAACAUGGUCAUCAAUGGUAUUUUUCCCGUGUUUGAUGCCUUCAAGGCCAGACUGCAGGAGUCAAACAGUAAGGUCAAUUUGCAUGCACUCGAGUCUCUACAGAAAAUCAUCCAUCUAUUAAAGGAUAACCUGUCCCAAGUGGUCAACAUCCUGGUACCAGCAAUCGUAGACAAUCACCUCAACUCCAAGAACAACGCCAUCUACUCUGCUGCUAUUGGAGCAAUUCAUGCACUUAUCUCAAAUCUCGAUAAUAUACUUCUUCUUCAGCCAUUCUGCACCAAGGCUCAAUUUUUAAAUGGCAAAGCAAAGGUGGAUCUCAUUGAAAAGGUUGCUGACCUUGUGACAGAGCUCUACCCUCGCAAGCCCCAGAUGGUGGAGCAGAAGGUGCUGCCCUUGCUGUGGAACCUCCUGGGUACCUCUACCCACAGCGGGACCAUUCAUGGCCGGGUCGGCAGUGUGAGGGGUGCUACUGCCAACCUGUGCCAAGCCCUUUACGCCCAGAUGGGGUCCACUCUGACAGAGUAUGCUGUCUCACAGCCUGCCAAUGUCCGUAAAAGUUUAAAUGAUGUCCUAAGGACCUUAUCUUAAAGGUAAAACAGGAUCUAAACACAUCCACCUGUUGGAAAAAACAUUUUCACUGACUUUACUUGAAGACAGAGAUGUUGUACAUUUCUCAUAGUGCCUGCACUUUUUUACCAAUAAAGAGACAGUCCUUAAAAAGUA